CCGGCGGACGGAAACUGGGCGGAGUGAGCGGCCCCGGCCCCGCCAGCGGAGCCGUCCAGCCGUGCUCGGUGCCUGCGAAGUGCCGCGGCCACCCCCGCGGGGACGGACGGACGCAGCCGAGCCCCGCCGCCGGGGCGUGCCAGCGCCGCGCACCCCGCUCCUGCCAGGGCUCCGCCGCUCCGCAGCGCCAACAUGCCCGCCGUCGACAAGCUCCUCCUGGAAGAGGCUCUGCAGGACAGCCCGCAGACUCGUUCUUUGCUCAGUGUCUUUGAAGAAGAUGCAGGAACCCUUACAGAAUAUACAAACCAGUUGCUUCAGGCAAUGCAACGAGUCUACGGUGCACAGAAUGAAAUGUGUCUUGCCACACAACAGCUUUCGAAGCAGCUCCUUGCCUAUGAAAAGCAGCAUUUUGCCUUAGGUAAAGGAGAUGAAGAAGUGAUAUCCACCCUCCAUUAUUUUUCAAAAGUUGUGGAUGAGCUCAAUAUUCUUCAUUCUGAACUGGCAAAACAGCUUGCAGAUACAAUGGUUCUCCCAAUAAUACAAUUUCGAGAAAAAGAUCUCACAGAAGUAAGCACGCUGAAGGAUCUCUUUGGCCUUGCUAGCAAUGAACAUGACGUGUCCAUGGCAAAAUAUAGCAGGUUACCGAAAAGGAAAGAAAAUGAAAAGCUUAAGGCAGAAGUGGCAAAAGAAGUGGCAAAUGCAAGAAGAAAGCAGCACCUUUCAUCCUUGCAAUAUUACUGUGCCCUGAAUGCUCUGCAGUACAGGAAGAGAGUGGCUAUGAUGGAACCUAUGCUAGGAUAUACACGGGGACAGAUCAACUUCUUUAAGAAAGGAGCAGAGAUGUUUUCCAAAAGGAUGGACAGCUUUUUGUCAUCUGUUUCAGACAUGGUUCAGAGUAUACAAGGAGAGCUGGAUGCCGAAGCUGAAAAAAUGAGAAUAUCCCAGCAGGACUUAAUUGCAGUUAAUGAAUCUGUUUACACCCCAGAUUCUGAUGUAACUUCACCUGCCAUCAAUAGAAAUCUCAUCCAGAAGGCUGGCUAUCUAAAUCUUAGAAAUAAAACAGGUCUGGUGACUACAACUUGGGAAAGACUCUAUUUCUUCACUCAAGGUGGCAACUUGAUGUGUCAGCCAAGGGGAGCAGUAGCUGGAGGAUUGAUUCAGGACCUGGAUAACUGCUCUGUUAUGGCUGUGGACUGUGAAGACAGAAGAUACUGCUUUCAGAUCACUACUCCUACAGGCAAAGCGGGUAUAACUCUUCAAGCAGAAAGCAAGAAAGAAUAUGAGGAGUGGAUAUGUGCCAUCAACAACAUCUCCAGACAGAUCUACCUUACUGACAAUCCAGAGGCAGCUGCAAUCAAAUUAAAUCAGACAGCCCUGCAAGCAGUGACUCCCAUUACCAGCUUGGGAAAAAAACAUGAAGUUCAGCACCCCAGCCAGACUGUAAAGAAUAUGGAAAAUGACAAAAUAAUUCCCAGUGGAUCAGCUGGCAUUCAAGACUCCACACAACUCAUUGCUCCCGGAACACCAAUUCAAUUUGAUAUUGUACUGCCUGCUAUGGAAUUUCUGGACCAGAACAGAGGUGGCAGGCGUGCAAACCCAUUUGGGGAAUCUGAAGACAGCAGCAGAGAUGAGGAGGAAGAUUCCCUGCUGCAGCAGAUGUUCGUGGUUCGGUUUUUAGGGUCCAUGGCCGUGCAGUCCGACGAGACGUGCGAGGUGAUUUACGAAGCCAUGAGACAAGUGCUGGCUGCUCGGGCCAUUCACAACAUCUUCCGCAUGACUGAAUCCCACCUCAUGGUCACCAGCAAGAACCUGAGGUUAAUAGAUCCUCAAACCCAAGUUACACGAGCAAGCUUUGAACUCACCACUGUGACACAGUUUGCUGCCCAUCAGGAGAACAGGAGACUGAUUGGCUUUGUGAUCCGCCUCAGUGAGACUCUGGGAGAAGAAUCCAUGAGCGCAUAUGUUUUUGAGAGCAACACAGAAGGGGAAAAGAUUUGCUAUGCCAUUAGCUUGGGAAAAGAAAUUAUUGAGGCACAGAAGGAUCCAGAAGCAUUAGCUCAGCUAAUGAAGUCUGUGCCAUUAACAAAUGAUGGGAAGUUCAUGCUUCUGAAUGACUUGUCAGAAGAGGAUGGAACCAUGCAUGAAGGAGGGGAGGAAUCAGAAGUAUAAGCAGCUCCUGUCACUUCCUGCAGCCUGUGUGGGAGCAGAAAAGCAGGGAGUCUCUUUGCAAGAAUCUCUGGUUUUCAGUCACCUGCGGCCAGCUGCCCUUUCCUGCUGCAGCAGAGUCCCUCUGGAUUUACAGUGAAAGCACAGCAGGACUCGAGGCAUUUAGCAUUUGUGAAUGUGUAGGGUGGAACUGUGUCUGGGGAGCUGACAGUCCUGAGCAGGAGGCCAGUGCUGCUGGUGGGCAGGAGAGCACAGCUGUCAGCCACCGAGGGUUAAUGGUAUUUCUUACAUUUACAGACCCUGCAGCCUCUCAUUCCCCUGAAAUUUGUGUGAGCUGCCAGCUCCUCUUACAAAUAUCAGGCCUCAAACUUCCCACCAUAGUCAAUUUUCAUAGUUUGCAUGAUUAUGUGCAUCUGAAUGAAGGUUAAAAAUGCACUAUCUACUUUAUUUCAGAUAAAGUUAUUUUUAGUCUAGUUUAUGUGUAACAAGAUUUACCUUUUGUGUUAGCCUAUUUACAAAACAAUUUGUUAAACACUAAAUUUUUCCUAUUAAUAUAAACUAUUUUUAUAUUGCAUCUAGAAUAAGCUUACAAAACAAAUUUAAGUGCCUACUCUUACCUUUCAGGGGACUGCACUCUCACAUUCUGUAAUUAAAUAAUGGAAAAAUUGUACCUUCUUGAUUUAUUAUUCUAAAUACCACUGACAUGCAAACCUCAGAAGUAGGCAAUGAAUGUGGCAUGUUAGCUGUGUGCAGUUUUUCUAUGGUUAGGUUUGUUACCAGAGAUGGUAAUAGUAGGACAAAUAAGUACUUUUAUAGUAAAAAUUCUUUGUAUAUUUAACAUUGUGGUGACAUGCAACAGCUAAGUCUAUCACAACCCUUGGUUUUAAGAAACUGAGCAAUAAAAUGUUAGAUUACAAGUCUACAAUGUAUUGACAAGUCUCAUAGUACAUUCCUGAGACUGGACACUAGAGAGAUUUGGCUGAUAAGUUUACAUUUUUUUCCAUCCUGAAAACAUCAGCAACAUCACUUUGCAAGAGCAAACAAAAUAGACAAAAUGAAGACCUGUUAGUGGGGGGAGGGUGUAAUCUGUAGUAUAGUUUAUAUUAAUCAAGAUAAGGUACCUAGAAAAAAUGGCUGGAAUUCCUCAAACUUAAUUUAACUCUUCUCAGUCAUCAAGAAACUAGAUUUUCCAUAAGCAGAAUCUAUGCAACAGUAUCUGAAAGAUCCCAGAUUGGAAGUGUUUGACGUGGAAUAAAUCUAACUGAACUGGUUAUUUAAUGUUUAAAAGUACUGUGGAAGAAAACUGUUAGUAACUGACACAAAAACUUCUUUGUAAAUAAAAGCUGAAGCUGUCUUAUUAAGAAAAUUAUCACCCACUGAACUGGUGUUACUGAAAACACUGGGAAUGAGGUUCUCAAAAUCGCAUUUAUUAACACAGUUUUAUAUACAUAAUGUUCUCUACUCACAAACCAAAGAGACUGGAGUAACAAAAUACCCUUUUGUACAAUGAGUUAGGAAACAUUAAGUAUUACAUUUGGUCCUUUGUACCUGAGAAGCUGAAAACAGCUGUUGAUGGACGUCUGAUGCAACUCACAUGUUUUCCUGGUUCCAGGCUGCAUUAGGACCUGCAGAAGGUGCCCUUCAGCACCAGGAGUUUGAGUACUGGGGCCAUGCAAACCCUUGGUGGCAGGGCUGAAGGGAGCUGGGUGUCCACAACCCCUCCGAGAGCAGCUGCUGCACUUCCAGCAGCCUUGGCACAAGGCUGAACACCUGAGGGCAGUGGUGACAGCUGCCUGCUGGGGGGACAGCCUGGCCUUCAGCCUGUUCCUGCCCUGCCCCGAAGGAAAAAGCCCCUAGACAUGUUUUAUGUCCCUGCAGAAAAUUCAUCAUCCUCACUUCUGUCACUCCUGGGAAUUUCUGAGUUAGCAUGUUUGGCUUAGUGUAGGGAUUUUUUGUUUUAGCUCCAUUGUCUCCUCUCCAGACAACCGGUUAGGGUCCAUUUGGUUCCUGUAAUUGUAACAGGAGGCCAAAAGCAACAGAAAUAGUAGCACCACAGCGUGAAUUUUGCCCCCCCUUCCAUAUCCUUGUUGGGAGAAAAAAAGGACUUAAUGCAACUCAGUCACGUGACAUCCAAACCCAGGACCCACCUUGGAUUUCAGAUGAGAAAAAUCUUUCUGCAUGUCUAUGCUGCUACAUGACAAAGAGAAAGAAGGAAAUACAAACUACAGUCCUGUAUUAGCAAGAAUAGCUCUAUUAGCACUGUACAUGUUUGUGUAUGUAUAUAUUUUUGCCACACAGAGUAUACAUUCAGUUCUCCCAGAUAAAACAGGCAUCUAUAAAAAUAGGCUAUGUCUUUCCUCUAGAAUUUCCAUCACCAGAACCACGUGAAUUUGCUAACCACUGUGCAUGAAGGCAGUGCUCAGUUCACGUUAUGUUCAACUGCAAAGUCUUACCUUAGCAAGGCAAUGUCUUUCAAAAUUAAAAAUGGAGAAGGGAAAAUACAAGUACAGACUAGAGUGUGGGUUGUGUCUUGACUCCACACAGCUCCCUAGCAAGGCCAUCCUGGGGAAAGGAACACCAUCUGUGGGUGCUUCUGCCAUUGCUGUGGAAGAAGGAAAUGCAGCACUUGGCCAUUCCACUCCACAAACUUGGGUGACUCCAGCAGAGAUGGGAAUGCAGAAGGAUGUGCACAGCAACUGCAGCAGGAUGGGAAGCAGCAGCAAGAAUGCUGAUCUCAGCAAUGCUGCUGAGCAUUCAGUGCGGGCACAGUUUGGUCAAAAAAAAUGCACACUAAUUAAAAAAAAAAAAAA
Passer montanus (Eurasian tree sparrow) is the source of this 4976-nucleotide messenger RNA. It is a transcript of the gene APPL2, whose product is annotated as adaptor protein, phosphotyrosine interacting with PH domain and leucine zipper 2. The record is from RefSeq and is a predicted model, not a curated record. Gene Ontology annotation, biological process: signaling. Gene Ontology annotation, cellular component: endosome membrane; cytoplasm. Gene Ontology annotation, molecular function: protein binding. Bases 193 to 2169 code for a protein of 658 amino acids. NCBI's taxonomy places the organism in Eukaryota, Metazoa, Chordata, Aves, Passeriformes, Passeridae. The transcript has 21 exons.